UUUUCACUUUAAAGGUGACACUUCCUUUUUCCCUGCAGCAUGUGAAUGUGAUCAUCAUCCUCCGCCUACCCCUCCACCUUUAUAUAAACAACAAUCCCAUUUCACUUUCUCUUAUUACUCCCUCUUCUUCCAUAUUCCCUUUAAUUUCUGCUGUUUUCACUUCCUCUCUCUAGUCUUCAUAUAUAUAGUUUCCGGUAUUGGAACUAAUGAUGCCUCCUGAGCUAGAAAACAGCAGCAUGACAUCAAAAAAUCCAGCUGAUCAAACCAUUUCUGUGCAAAUCGAACUUCCUGGUUCAACCAGCAAUGUCAGCCCUUGUCCUGAUGAUCAAGUGCCUGAGAAUCACGCCACUCUUGUCAGGUCUUCAGUUUUACGCGAAUCUUUACGUCCCGUCACUCUUAAGUUUGAGGAUGUAUCGUACACAAUUAAGUUACAAAACAGGCGUGGAGGUUGCUGUUCGUCAUCUGAACCUAAGCUAACACGUAACAUACUCAAUAGUGUUAGUGGAACCGUUCGACCUGGUGAACUUCUGGCGAUGCUUGGCCCGUCAGGCAGCGGAAAAACAACUCUUUUGACAGCUCUAGCCGGAAGGCUGCCUGGAAAAUUCUCAGGCACGAUCACGUACAACGAACAGGCCUUCUCCAGCUCUAUGAAACGAAAAACAGGCUUCGUUACGCAGGACGACGUGUUGUAUCCUCACCUGACAGUGCUGGAAACCCUAACCUAUGCUGCCCUGCUGAAGCUACCAAGUAAGCUUACUAAGAAAGAGAAAAUGGAGCAGGCUGAGUUGAUUAUCAUGGAACUUGGGCUGACAAGGUGCAGAAAUAGUAUAGUUGGGGGCCCUUUUCUGAGGGGAAUAUCAGGUGGGGAGAGGAAAAGAGUGAGUAUUGGACAAGAAAUGUUGGUGAAUCCCAGCCUUUUGUUGGUGGAUGAGCCCACCUCCGGGCUGGACUCCACCACGGCGCAGCGGAUCGUGGCCACACUCCGGUGGCUGGCUCGUGGCGGCAGGACGGUGGUAACCACCAUACAUCAGCCGUCGAGUAGGUUGUUCAGGAUGUUUGAUAAGGUGAUAGUGUUGGCUGAGGGGUGCCCGAUAUAUAGCGGCGGUGCAAACGGAGUGAUGGAUUAUUUUGCUUCCAUUGGUUAUGCGCCAGGGUUCAACUUCAUGAAUCCAGCUGAUUUUCUCCUGGACCUUGCAAACGGUGUCACUCCUGAGUCGGGACAAGAUGAUCAUGAACAUGACUUUGAUCAUGGGAGACAAUUAGACCACCAUGAUGAUCAUAACUCAACCAAACAAUUUCUCAUAUAUUCCUACAAAAAGAAUUUACACCCUCUGAUCAAGGAAGAAAUUCAUCAGGCCUCCCAAGAUUCUGGAAAGCCAUCACCACUGAAAAGAUGUUCAGAAAAGCAAUGGACCAACAGUUGGUGGUUGCAGUUCAAGGUAUUGCUAAGCCGGGGCCUGAAAGAACGAAAGCACGAGUCGUAUUCCGGUUUAAAGAUAUUCCAAGUCAUGUCUGUUUCAAUCCUUUCUGGACUUCUAUGGUGGCAUUCUGAUGCCAACCACAUUCAAGAUCAGGUGGGACUACUCUUUUUCUUCUCAAUUUUCUGGGGUUUUUUUCCACUAUUCAGCGCGGUAUUUGUGUUCCCACAAGAGUGGUCGAUGCUCACAAGAGAGUGUUCCUCAGGAAUGUAUCGCCUUUCGUCCUAUUACUUUGCAAGAACGGUUGGUGAUUUGCCAAUGGAGCUUGUCCUUCCAACCAUAUUCGUAACAAUAUCAUAUUGGAUGGGUGGCCUAAAGCCUUCCCUCAUUACGUUCCUCCUAACCCUCUGGAUCAUCCUUCUCAACGUGCUUGUGGCUCAGGGACUUGGGCUAGCCCUUGGUGCCGUUCUAAUGAACGUAAAACAAGCCACGACCCUGUCUUCAGUGUUAAUGCUAGUCUUUCUACUAGCCAGCGGAUACUACAUUCAGCAUAUCCCACCAUUUAUUGAUUGGUUGAAAUACAUCUCAUUUAGUCACUACUGCUACAAGCUUCUUGUCGGGGUGCAGUAUUCACCAAAUGAGGUUUACGACUGCGGAUUAGGAUACGUUUGCAGGGCGGUCGAUUUUCCAGCCAUAAAGUACCUUGGCAUUGAUCAUAUGGGGUUGGAUGUGAUUGCUUUGAUGCUAAUGUUGGUGGGAUAUAGGCUCCUGGCCUAUGUAGCUCUCCGCUUCGGACUACAUCAGUAACUGUAAAGGAACAAUUGCCUGAGUUUUUGUACCUGUCCGUAGAAAUAGAUUUUCAAUACUUUGUAUAAGUUGGUGCCCUCAACAACAUGACUUAUUUGUACAUGAUCUUCAUUAAUUCUAUUGAAAUUUAAUAGAUUUCUGAAGGUCAUAUUCUGAUGGAUUGUGCCAACAAGAAAACUUUAAAGCUGAA
Sesamum indicum (sesame) is the source of this 2415-nucleotide messenger RNA. RefSeq names its product ABC-2 type transporter family protein (gene ABCG21). Gene Ontology annotation, cellular component: plasma membrane. Gene Ontology annotation, biological process: transmembrane transport. NCBI's taxonomy places the organism in Eukaryota, Viridiplantae, Streptophyta, Magnoliopsida, Lamiales, Pedaliaceae. The record is from RefSeq and is a predicted model, not a curated record. Gene Ontology annotation, molecular function: ABC-type transporter activity; ATP hydrolysis activity; ATP binding.